AACAUUUGUUCCGCAGUGUAGAACACCUCGAUGACGUCACACAGGAGGAAGAACAAAACAAGAUGGCGUGUGGCGAAGAAUACGUUGUUUUGGUUAUUAUGUUUCUAGGUCUUAAUUACAACGUACAUGUGCACAUGUGUGUCGUUUAACAGAGUUUACGUCCUUGUUAAUUGUUUGUAUGCGGAUACAUUAGUCUGAGUGCACUUUGAUGUGCUAGCCUAGCCUGCUGGUUAGCUUAGCUUGUUAGCUGCUAACAAAGAGAGGCGGAAGUGAUCGACACAUCAAAGCAGAGAUCCAAUACGUCUGUGAAGAACAUCUUCACCCUGAGCAACAGAAGUGGAGCUUCAGGAUGCAGACGGAGGAGCCACAGCACUCCCACAUUAAGAAGGAAGAGGAAUACCUUCAGAUCUCCCAUUUUGAAAGGGAAGAGGAACACCCACUAAUCCCCCAGUUUAAAGAGGAAGAGGAGGACCCACUGACACCCCAUUUUAAAGAGGAAGCAGUGGAUCCACUGAGCCCUCACAUUAAGGAGGAAGAGGUGGAUCCACUGACCCCUCACAUUAAAGAGGAAGAGGUGGAUCCACUGAGCCCUCACAUUAAGGAGGAAGAGGUGGAUCCACUGAGCCCUCGCAUUAAGGAGGAAGCGGAAGAACACAGCAUCAGUCAGCAGGGAGAGCAUCUUGAAGGACUGGAGGAGGUUGAUGUCACCAAGAUGCCAGUGACUGGUGUCCCUGUGAAGAGUGAGGAGAGGGGAGGGGGGGAGCCUCCAAGCAGCAGCUCAACACAACACAUGACAACAGAAGCUGAUGGAGACCACUGUGGAGGAUCACAAGCAGACAAGCUCUUAGCUCCACUAUCAGAUAGUGAGGACACAACGUCACACUCUCCUCACACUGAUGAUGAUGAUGAUGCAACAUGUCACACUGACAACACACGCCUGACAUGCUCUCACUGUCACAAAACAUUUAAAUACCAAAGUCUUCUGAAAAGACACAUAAAAACACACACUGGAGAAAAAACUUUUCCCUGUUCAAUCUGUGGUAAAAGUUUUGUACACAGUCACCAUCUGAAAGUGCACAUGAGAACACACAGUGGUGAAAAACCUUUUUCCUGUUCAACCUGUAAUAAAUGUUUUACACAAAGUCAUGAUUUGACAGUACACAUGAGAAGACACACUGGUGAAAAACCUUUUUCUUGUUCAACCUGUGGUAAAGGUUUUGUUCAAAGUCAACAUGUGAAAAGACACAUGAGAAUACACACUGGUGAAAAACAUGUUUCCUAUUCAACCUGCGGUAAAGGUUUUACACAAAGUCAACAUUUAAAAGUACACAUGAGAACACACACUGGAGAAAAACCUUUUUCCUGUUCAAUCUGUGGUAAAUGUUGUACACAAAGUCAAGAUUUGAAAGUACACAUGAGAACACACACUGGAGAAAAACCUUUUUCCUGUUCAACCUGUGGUAAAGGUUUUACACAAAGUCAAUGUUUAAAAGUACACAUGAGAACACACACUGGAGAAAAACCUUUUUCCUGUUCAACCUGUGGUAAAGGUUUUACACAAAGUCAACAUUUGAAAGUACACAUGAGAACACACACCGGUGAAAAAUCACAUUCCUGUUCAAUCUGCAACAAAAGCUUUUGUCAGCGAUCAAACCUUGUAGCACACAUGAGGAGACACCCAGGAGAGAAAGUGUUGAGUUGUGGUGUGUGUGGUGAAAGAUUGUCUUCUAAGUACCAGUGUAAGAAACACAAGUGUGCUGGUGAGAACAGCAGCAGCAAAUGAAACUGCAGGAUUUGAAAUAAACUGUCCAGACUUUCAUUUUGACUUUCUAACAACAUCAGCACAUAUAACAUGUGUGACAUUGUUGUUUGUCUGACAAUCUGUUUAAUAUCCUUCUACAUUUAUAGAUUAGAUAUUUUAUAUUAAUGUUUUUUUUAGUAAAAUACAUGCAUUAAUAUGCAACAUUGUGUACUUUUAUUAAAAAUUAGACGGAACAAUUUGAGUAAAAAGGUGAGAGUAAACAAAAAAAUACAUAUUUUACAUGCAAUAAACAUGUUGUGCGUAUGUAUACGCAUACAUACGUACAUACAUAUAAAUAUAUAUAUACUGUAUAUUCAUCAUACAAUUUUAGACUUAUUCAUAUGAAAUAUUGAGGUAUUACAUAUUUGUAUUUCUAAUUGUUAAUAAUCCCAUAGAUAAGCACCUUUAUAUGAUAUACAUAUGUACUGCUUCACAUCUGAAACAUCUUCUGGACCACUUCAGGAAGCAUAUUAUUAUUUACUUUAUACAUCAUUUGAACAGUUGUCUUUUAUUAAGUUUUAAAAUGUGUGACUAUAUGUGUUGGGUCUCUAUAAUCUAUUUGAUUCAUUAUCGUUAUUACUCUGUAUUAUGAUGAUUGUGUUGUGAUUGUUUUAUAUAUUUGUCCCCAGACCUUUUUGCAAUACACAAAUGAGAGAAAAUGGCAGAUUUUUAUUUUUUUUGUGAAAGGAUGGUUUUGUUACGAACUUACAUUUGUGGAUGUCAUGUCUGUGUGAUGGGCUUCACGGUGGCAGAGGGGUUUGUGCGUCUGCCUCACAAUACCAAGGUCCUGCAGUCCUGGGUUCAAUCCCGGACUCUGGAUCUUUCUGUGUGGAGUUUGCAUGUUCUCCCCGUGAAUGCGUGGGUUCCCUCCGGGUACUCCGGCUUCCUCCCACCUCCAAAGACAUGCACCUGGGGAUAGGCCCCUCCCACCUCCAAAGACAUGCACCUGGGGAUAGGCCCCUCCCACCUCCAAAGACAUGCACCUGGGGAUAGGCCCCUCCCACCUCCAAAGACAUGCACCUGGGGAUAGGCCCCUCCCACCUCCAAAGACAUGCACCUGGGGAUAGGCCCCUCCCACCUCCAAAGACAUGCACCUGGGGAUAGGCCCCUCCCACCUCCAAAGACAUGCACCUGGGGAUAGGUUGAUUGGCAACACUAAAUGGUCCCUAGUGUGUGAAUGUUGUCUGUCUAUCUGUGUUGGCCCUGUGAUGAGGUGGCGACUUGUCCAGGGUGUACCCCGCCUUCCGCCCGAUUGUAGCUGAGAUAGGCGCCAGUGCCCUCCGCGACCCCAAAAGGGAAUAAGCGGUAGAAAAUGGAUGGAUGGAUGUCUGUGUGAUCAUGUUUUGCUUUUUGGACACUCAGUUCCUGUUUUUACACUUCCUGGUUUGUUUUGUUACCAUGACUACCCAUUAGUUUGCACCUGUCUCACGUUUUGCACUCGCACGCCUGUUUUCACUGAUCAUGUCACUGCUAUUUAAGCUGGUCUGUUUCUGUUCUUUGUCACUGUCUAUCAGCCUCCAUCCCUCUACUCACGUCAUGUCAUGUUCACCUCCACUCUGCUUCAUGUCAAGUUUCACAGUUCCAUGCCAAGUACGAUUUUGUUUAUCGUUCAUAGUUUCUGCCUUUCUGCAAGUCUUUGUUUUCAUUAGUCGAGUUUGCUCUCCGCCAUUGUGCGCGCUUUUUGUUUGCCUUUUGUUGUAGUUAUAGUGUCAAAAUAAAAGUUGUCUUUACCUUCA
Molecule: messenger RNA, 3537 nt
Organism: Nerophis ophidion (straightnose pipefish)
Lineage: Eukaryota; Metazoa; Chordata; Actinopteri; Syngnathiformes; Syngnathidae
Product: zinc finger protein OZF-like
Exons: 2
Coding region: 350-1783 (477 amino acids)
Biological process (GO): regulation of transcription by RNA polymerase II
Molecular function (GO): RNA polymerase II cis-regulatory region sequence-specific DNA binding; DNA-binding transcription factor activity
Source: RefSeq, a predicted model, not a curated record